AUGUCCGCCUCCGCCGCCACGUCGCUCCGGCCAAUGAGAGGCCGCCACGUCACCUUCCCCACCGCCUCAGCCAACCAGUGCCUGCCACCUCACCCGCGCCCCGCGCCCACUUCGCCCGCGGCCCGGUUCCCCGAGCCGCCGCCACCCGCGGGCGCUGCCCCGCGCGCCUCCCUGCACCCCGCCGCCGGCGAGCGUCGCCGGUGCCCCGUCGCCGCCCUCCGCCGCCCGUCGCCACCAACCCCGCCGCCAGGGUGCCCUGCCUCCCGCUCCUUCCCCGAGCGCCCCGCCGCCCUUCGCCGACGCCGCCCUCCGUCGUCCCGCCGACGAGCUCGCCGCCCCUCCGCCCGUCGUCUACGCCGCCGGCGGCCCGCGCCUCCCCGCGCCGGCUGUCCCUCACCGCCCUGCACCGCCGAACGUCAUCACCGCGCCGCCCCCGCGCCGGAUCCGGCGAGAUCCGGCCGGAUUCCGCGCCUCCCCGGCGUCCUCAACCCCCGCCGGCCGCCACCGUCAACAACUCCGGUGAGGUCCGUGGAUCGGGAUCAGAUCCACCACCUCGCCCAUCCAAACGCCUCCCCGCGCCCGGAUCUCUCCGUCCCGGAACGUCCCCGUCCACUUUUCUGCGAGGUGGUUAUUUUCGUCUAA
Messenger RNA from Aegilops tauschii subsp. strangulata, 642 nucleotides. The record is from RefSeq and is a predicted model, not a curated record. Lineage: Eukaryota; Viridiplantae; Streptophyta; Magnoliopsida; Poales; Poaceae.